CAGAAGUUUUACGGAACACAAUAGAUAUUUUUUUUUUCCCAAUGUCACGUUGCAAUAUAUAUAUUAUAUUAAGUUUAUUUGCGAUAAUUAAUUUUUUCUUAAUUAACGCGCAACAACAAGAACCGCAGCAGCCGCAACAACAAAAACCGCAGGAGCCGCAACAACAAAAACCGCAGGAGCCGCAACAACAGAUUACAACAACUUCUACGACUCCACCUGCUCCACCUGCACCUACUCCAGAUCCGAAUAAAUAUUUUAAAAAACCGGAUAAAAAACUGAGCGACAAAACCUACGCUGAAGAUUUAACAGAUUUUUUGUUUACCGGAUGUUGGGGUAAGAGUAAAAACGACAAAUCAAAUGUAAACAACAAAUGUCGAACGUAUCGCGCAGCAACCGAGUAUCCCGGUUACAACGGAUGGAACAACAACAUUGGCAAACCAGAACUGGGCGCGGUCGAUACCUCGUUGCUGAGAAAAUUGCCGGCGGCUUAUGAAGACGGAGUGAACAAGCCUUCGGGCUCAAACAGGCCGGAGCCAUUAGAGAUAAGUGAGAAGCUGCUGAGUGGAAAAAUUGGAACUAAAUCGAAAAGAGGAAGAAACGUUCUACUUGUAUUUUUUGGUCAACACGUGGCGGCGGAAAUUGUAGAUGCUCAGAGGCCGGCAUGUCCACCAGAAUAUUUCAAUAUAAACGUUACGGAAGACCAUCCGUACAGAAAAGAACCGGGUCACACGCAAAUGCCCUUUUUACGUACUAUGUACAAUCGACAAACGGGCCAGGCGACAAAUAAUCCUCGUCAACAGUUGAACGGGGUUACGCCAUUCCUGGACGGUGGGGCGAUUUACGGCACGUCCAAAGCAUGGUCGAACUUCUUAAGAACAAACGCUGACGGAAUAUUGGAACCAAAUGGCAAACUCGCGUCGUCCCAUUCCGAUGGAUAUCCCGACAUCAACACCGUCCGAUUACCAAUGGCGAAUCCACCGCCGCCUACUCGUCAUCACGAAUACGUGUCGCAGCAUCACACCGAGAGCGUCACCAGAUUUUUCAAACUGGGAAAUCCACGAGGGAAUGAGAAUCCGUUUCUCUUGACUUUCGACGUAAUAUGGUUCAAAUGGCACAAUGUUCUGGCUACUCAUAUCAAACGUCUCAAUCCAAGUUGGCGAAGCGACAGAAUUUACAACGAGGCUCGCAAAUGGGUGAUAGCAACUCAGCAACACAUUGUCGUCGACGAAUGGUUACCCGCGUGGUUGGGAGGCGAUGGUCUUCCUAAGUAUAAUGGUUACGAUUCUAAUAUCGAUCCGCAGAUAGAACAGUUUUUCCAAACGGCCGCUUUUCGCUUCGGGCACACUUUAGUGCCAUCAGGUGUGUAUCUGCGCAACUAUGGGAGAAACAAUUGCAUGUUGGAACCACAUCCGGUCAGAACGUGCAAUAAUUAUUGGAUGUCACAGAAUUCUCUUUAUGCCAAGUCAACAAAAUUGAAUAUCGGUGCCAAUGAUACCGCUGAGAAAUUGGUCAUGGGAAUGGCUGUUCAAUUGUGCGAAGAAGAGGAUCACAGAAUCGUAAAGGAUCUGCGAGGCAGUUUGUACGGUCCGUUGGAAUUCUCACGAAGGGAUCUGAUGGCCCUCAACGUGCAACGAGGACGUGACCACGGAGUACCUGAUUACAAUAGCGCUCGUCGCGCGUACGGUCUGCAUGAAGUUAAAAGCAUAAACCAUUUUACUUAUUUGGACGAUAAGACAAAACAAGAAUUUCUCAGACUGUAUAACAACUCGCUCGAUGACGUGGAUGUUUGGAUAGGCGGGCUAUUGGAGACUAACGAUGGGCCUGGGACGUUGUUUCAAAACAUCACCAGAGAUCAAUUCCAGCGAAUACGCGACGGUGAUAGAUUCUGGUACAACAACACCUCGAACAAACUCUUUCUUGAUGAAGAAGUUGACAGACUGAAGCAACUGAAAUUUUACGACAUAUUGAUGUGUGUGUUCCCGAAGAUGGAAUAUAAUGAUAUUCAAAAAAGUAUCUUUAGAGUACCUAGAAGUGAGAACGAUUUACACGGUAACUGUAAGACGAUUGUUAAACCGGGAGAGUGUAAAGCAGUGCGUGAACCUUGUUUUUACAUCAAUGAGAUCAACGAGAAUAUUGAGAACUGCACAAAGCCCGGAAGUUAUGAUUAUUAUUCUAAUAGCGUUGCUUCUUUUAUUUUUACGUUUUUAGGUGUAUCGAUAUUUUUAUGUGGUUUCAUCGCGUUACUUAUCUUUAAGAUACAACUCAAAGAGAAAGGAAAGUUUUCAACGAAAGAAAAGAACAAGAAAGUGUAUAAUAGUGACAACAUCGACAUUAUACAUUCCGCUAGCGAGUGGCAAGAACCGAGAACUUCGCUGAGGCACGUGAUAUUAGCAUUGAAUAACAGAAAAAAGCAAUUGGAAGUAAAAAAUCAGUUGGGAGAUUUAAUACGCGUGGUGGACUUUCUACCGAACAGCAACAUCAUGAUUUAUUGUACAUCCGACAGUCAUUACGCAAUGAUUCGCGUACAUCACAAUUACGAUUUAGUGUUGAAGUUCGAUUCCGAAUUUCUGAGAAGUACAUUUGUGAAAGCGUUUGAGAAAUUUAUAUCGGAAAUCUCGACAUCCGAAAAUCUAUGCUCGCUGCAAAUGUUGACAAAUAUUACACUCACAGCGUUACUCAAGCAAGCAAUAACCAAGAAAAAUCGCCAAAAAAAAUUAGAGAUGUUCUUCCGUGUUGUGUUCGCACAGGCGUUUCAUAUCACGCACACAGAAGAAGAAAUGUUACAAAUAGACUCGAUGGUUGCGAGAGACGUGAUCCAUACCGAGCUGACCAUCAUAGAAUUCGCGGAAGCUUUGAGUAUGAGACCGGACUCCGAAUUCGUAAAGAAGAUAUUUAAUCUGGCGGAUAAAGACAAAAACGGCUUUAUAUCGUUUCGAGAAUUCGUCGAUAUGUUAGUGAUAUUUCUAAAUGGCACCGCUGAACAGAAGAUGAAGUUCAUGUUCGAUAUGUACGACAUCAACGGUACGGGAAGACUUAAGCGAGAAGAGUUUUCGAAUAUGCUGAGAUCGUUUAUGGAGACCAGCAACGCCGACGUAACGGAUGACGAGUUGGAAGACUUGGUGCAAUCCAUGAUGUAUCACGCUGAUCUGGCGGACAAGGAGACUAUAAAUUUGCAGAACUUCCAGCAAAUACUAAGCGACUUCAAUGACAAAUUCAAUUACGCGGAGUUGGAAUUUAAUGUGCAUAGCGCUGGAAAGAGCAGGAUUCUUCACGCGGGUGUGAAAACGGUCAGAUCAACGUUCAUCGGCGAGGUGCAAAAGACGGUGGAAAGUCUGUACGCCGACCCGAGCGAAUUACAAGUCAGAGUGGAGGGUAAUGUUGAGAGUGAGCAAAAAACAAACGAGAAGAAGGAAAAUCGCAGCGAGAUCAUCGACAAAAACGAGAAAAUUGUUGAAGAACCGAAGAAAGAGUUGGACGAUUAUUGGUACCCCAUCAUGAAGUACAUCGCUAACAAACGAUUGCAUAUAUUCUGGACAUGUCUGUACACUCUGUUCUUACUUGGCAUCUUCGUCGAACGAGUUUACUCCUUUUCGAAGGAAAACGCUUCUGGUUUGAGACAAAUAUUGGGAUACGGUCUGGCCGUGACGAAAGGUUCGGCCGCGCCUAUGAUGCUCGCUUAUUCCACACUGUUGGUCGUGAUGUGCAACAACACCAUUACUUUUCUGAGAACCACAAUUCUGCAAUUCUACAUUCCUUUCGAUUCGGCGAUAGAAAUGCACAAAUACGUCGCCUGUUGGGCCCUGAUCUUCACCGUUUUACACGUAGUCGGACACGGCUUCAACUUCUAUCACAUAUCCACGCAAACCGCCGAUGAUCUGACUUGCUUGUUUCGCAAUUAUUUUCACGCAACACACGAACUUCCCAAAUUUCACUACUGGUGUUGGUACACGAUAACAGGUGUAACGGGAGUACUUUUAACUAUUUUGACUGGAUUGAUAUUUAUAUGUUCAUUGUCGAUUGUACGUAAAUCAUUCUACAACUGGUUCUCUCUUGUACAUUCUUUAUAUCCGCUUUUUUACAUAUUCACAAUUUUGCACGGUAUUGGGAGAUUAGUACAGGGACCGAAUUUUCAUUACUACUUUCUAGGCCCAGUAAUUUUAUUUACUCUCGAUAAAGUUGCAACUGCGACCAGAAAAACAAUAAAGAUACCGAUACUCAAAGCAGAAAUACUGCCAUCAGGUGUGACAUGUAUAAUAUUUCCAAAGCCUAUGAAUUUUCAAUAUUUAUCUGGCCAGUGGAUCAGAAUAGCAUGUCCAGCAUUAAAGACAAAUGAAUGUCAUCCGUUUACUCUGUCCUCUGCACCGCAUGAAACAAAUUUAAGUAUACACAUUCGUGCAGUUGGACCAUGGACCAUAAAUAUCAGAGAACACCUGGAACUGUGUAAAUUGUCUAAUAAAAAUCUUCCAGUGAUUCAUAUUGAUGGUCCGUACGGAGAAGGACAUCAAGAUUGGGACAAAUACAAAGUGUCAAUCAUGGUUGGCGGUGGUAUAGGUGUUACACCUUUUGCGUCGGUACUCAAAGAUAUUGUUUUCAAGUCACAUUGCAAACUACAUUUUGGUUGCAAAAAGGUAUAUUUCCUAUGGGUGACGAGAACGCAGAAGCAAUUUGAAUGGAUGGUCGAUAUAUUAAGAGAACUAGAGAAAGCAGAUGUCAAUAACACAGUAUCAAUUCACAUCUUUGUCACUCAAUUUUAUCAAAAGUUUGACCUUCGUACAAUACUUUUAUAUAUCUGCGAACGUCAUUUCCAAAAGAUUUCAAAUAAAUCUUUGUUUACUGGCCUAAAAGCGGUAACACACUUUGGGCGUCCAAAGUUUUCUCAAUUUUUUACUUCUAUACAAAAGUUACAUCCUUCGACAAGCAAGAUUGGAGUUUUCAGUUGUGGUACACCGGCUUUAACACAAGCAGUAGAUACAGCUUGUAAGACAAUUAAUAUAAGAGAAAUCAAUGGCACAUUAUUUCAACAUCAUUAUAAAAGUUUUUAGCUUAUAUAAUUAUAUAUAAAAUGCUCUCCUAAAUUAAUUUUUAUAAAAAAACACUAUA
Messenger RNA from Pseudomyrmex gracilis, 5100 nucleotides. Its product is annotated as dual oxidase-like. Lineage: Eukaryota; Metazoa; Arthropoda; Insecta; Hymenoptera; Formicidae. The coding region runs from base 42 to 5042 and encodes 1666 amino acids. Gene Ontology annotation, molecular function: peroxidase activity; calcium ion binding; heme binding. Gene Ontology annotation, biological process: response to oxidative stress. The record is from RefSeq and is a predicted model, not a curated record. The transcript has 26 exons.